Bubalus bubalis (water buffalo) is the source of this 2712-nucleotide messenger RNA. RefSeq names its product protein tyrosine phosphatase non-receptor type 7 (gene PTPN7). Gene Ontology annotation, biological process: protein dephosphorylation. The coding region runs from base 432 to 1730 and encodes 432 amino acids. Gene Ontology annotation, molecular function: protein tyrosine phosphatase activity. The transcript has 10 exons. The record is from RefSeq and is a predicted model, not a curated record. Lineage: Eukaryota; Metazoa; Chordata; Mammalia; Artiodactyla; Bovidae.
GUCAGAGGCGGGAGGCCGCCGGCCCUGCUGGUGGCAACAGGCAGCUGGGUGCGCGUGGGUGGCAGCUAGGAGGGGCGGAGGGAGGAAGCGGGCUUCCUGAGGCCUCCCCAGCCCUCAGAGACAGACAGACAGACAGACAGCUGGCAAGAGGCGCCUGGGGACACAGCCACCUCGCGGCCACCACCCUACGCCCCUGCAGAGAUCCUGGCCUUCCCACAGAGUGACGCUGCUGCUUCCUGGGGAACAACGGAAGACAGCGAGAAGACCCGAGGUGCCCAAGGGCAGAAGGCUGCCCAACAGCCUAGAGGCCAAGCCACAUGGCCGUGUGAGCUCCCGGGGACGCCGCCCCCAGCAUGGUCCAGGCCCAGGGGCCGCUCCAGAGCAACGCUCCGGCCUCCCCAUCGCCCUCAUAGUUGCCUUCGGGGGCAGCCAUGACCCAGCCUCCGCCAGACCAGGCCCCAGCCAAGAAGCACGUGCGGCUGCAGGAGAGGCGCGGCUCCAACGUGGCCCUGAUGCUGGACGUGCGGUCCCUGGGGGCUGUGGAGCCCAUCUGCUCCGUGCGCACGCCCCAGGAGGUCACGCUGCACUUCCUGAGCACGGCCGGGCGCCCCCUCAGCCGGCAGGCCCUGCAGCACCAGCCGCCCAGUCCCACACAGCUGGAGGAGGAGUUCCUGAGGAUCCCCUCAAACUUCGUCAGCCCCGAAGACCUGGAUAUUCCUGGCCAUGCCUCUAAGGACCGAUAUAAGACCAUCUUGCCAAACCCCCAGAGCCGAGUUUGUCUGGGUCGGGCACAGAGCCAGGAGGAUGGGGAUUACAUCAAUGCCAACUACAUUCGGGGCUACGGCGGGCAGGAUAAGGCCUACAUUGCCACCCAGGGCCCCAUGCCCAACACGGUGUCGGACUUCUGGGAGAUGGUGUGGCAGGAAGAGGCGCCCCUCAUCGUCAUGCUCACGCAGCUCCGAGAGGGCAAGGAGAAGUGCGUCCACUACUGGCCCACAGAGGAGGAGGCCUACGGGCGCUUCCGCAUCCGCGUCCAGGACGUGCGGGAGUGCCCGGAGUACACCGUGCGGACGCUCACCAUCCAGCACCAGGAGCAGGCCUGUGCUGGAGGGAGGCAGGGCCGGGACCUGAACGCGGGUCUCUGCUGCCCCUUCCUCACGCCCUGCCCCCGCCCAGCACCAGGAGCAGCGCCGGGCCCUGAAGCACAUUCUCUUCUCGGCCUGGCCCGACCACCAGACCCCAGAGUCGGCGGGGCCCCUGCUGCGCCUGGUGGCCGAGGUGGAGGACAGCCCAGAGACUGCGGCCCGCUCUGGGCCCAUCGUGGUCCACUGCAGCGCAGGGAUCGGCCGGACUGGCUGCUUCAUCGCCACCCGCAUCGGCUGCCAACAGCUGAAGGCCCGAGGGGAGGUGGACAUCCUGGGUAUCGUGUGCCAGCUGCGGCUGGACAGGGGAGGCAUGAUCCAGACGGCAGAGCAGUACCAGUUCCUGCACCACACCCUGGCCUUGUUCGCCGCCCAGCUGCCGGAGGAGCCCAGCCCCUGACCUGGAGCCCUCCCUGCCCGGGGCCGCUUCCCCGGGCCUGGGGAAAGGGGGCCUCACGACCUGGGGAAUCCCCAGGGGCCUAUCUGGGGUCCCGGAAGCUGGCCAGUGAGGACGAGGCCAGACACUGGCUCUUGAGCACUAGCCACUGCCCCCUGCCCCCAGUGGACACAGGGGCGACCCCCAUGUGAGAGCCUCGGUCUCCUCCUCGGACAUGGAUCUGGUGUUGCUGCCACUAGGGCAGAGCAACCUGAGGGUGCCCAGAAGCUGCUCCAGCUGCACCCCCUUCCUGGGGCUGGCAAGAAAGUGACCCCAAGAUCAUACCCAUCCCGGGUAUGUUCUCGGUCCAGCCCGAGAACAGGCCGAUGGCCGGAGUUGGCAAAAGCCUGGUGCUGCCUUGGCUAUGUCCUCAGCAUCCUGCUAGGGACUCUGCCUCCUCACCCCACAUCAGAGGCCAGACACCCCCAAGAGAGCAAAACCCAGACCAGCCCCGUGCCCACACUGGGGUCUGGUGAACAGGCUACAGAAAUGACCAGACCAAACAGUUAAAGUCUCUAGAAGAAGGAAAGUGUGGGAACACCUCCUGGGGUCCAGACUGCUGCCCCUGCCUCUGUACCUGCCAGCCACCCACCCCAGCCACUCCCAUGGGAGACCCUGCGUCCUCAGCCUGCCUGCCAGCCUCAGAAGGGACGUGAGUGCCCAGGAAGAACACAAGAACUGAGCAAGGAGCUGAGAGCACUGCCUGACUCCAGAUAAGAGCCCCGCCAUGCCCUUCUCCCUGCAGAGCACACCUGGACCGCACGCCUCCAUUUUCCACCAGCAUCCUGGAUUAAAGCACCUAUGUGGGCCAGGGGCUCAGGCUGAACAGGGUCCGCCACAGUUUACCCUAGAGAGCGAACUGCCCUCCACGUCUCUCGUCAGCACGAGUCCAGGGCCCCCCAGGUCUAGUCUCAGGGCUGACCACCACCUGGGAGUGAACUCACUCCUCCUGAAGCUUUCCUGCCUUCAAGAGGCACUCCCGCUGCCCAUGGAACUCAGACACCCCCCCCCCAGGAGGAAAGCUGCUACGUGGCGGCGGGUCCCCCUUCCUGGGUGCUGCUGCCCCAACCCUGUCCAGACACGAGGACAGGCCGUGGAGAAUAACAGGUGGGGAAAUAAAGGCUUCUUCUUGUC